Rhipicephalus sanguineus (brown dog tick) is the source of this 982-nucleotide messenger RNA. RefSeq lists its product as uncharacterized. Lineage: Eukaryota; Metazoa; Arthropoda; Arachnida; Ixodida; Ixodidae. The record is from RefSeq and is a predicted model, not a curated record. The transcript has 6 exons. The coding region runs from base 147 to 659 and encodes 170 amino acids.
CUGGCCCCGCGAAACAACAAGCAGAACUGUGGCAGCACCGCGACUGUUGUCCACAAGGCGAAGAAGAGGCACGGCUCAGUCGGAACACCCCACAUACACCAAAGGAGCGGCACGCGCGGAACUACGACGCUCGACCGACGUGCGCUAUGGCAUGUUCCAGGACUCUCUGGACUUUUGUUCUGGUGACCCUGGUCGCCGGCGUAGCGGCUGUGUCCGCGCGUGCGCAAGACGGAGACAUUCCACCGUCCUGUACUUGGCUGAACGCCGUUCUCGAGGGGUGCUCCGACGACAGCUUCGAGUUUAAAGACAUCUCAGGCUGGGACCUGCUGAAGCGGGAGUACUUCGCCUGCCUCUAUUCCCGGAUCAUACAGGCGGACUCGCGCACUACCUGCCAGGACGACGCCCUCCUGAGUCAAGUGCAGGACUGCAGGGUGGACGCCUACCUAAAGUUAAAGCCUGACGUCAAGCUGAAAAGCCCACCGUUUGACAACUCUGUCCAACUCUUCAAGAACUGCAUGGCCAACACACUGGGCAAGUUCAGGGAGGCUGGCAUGACCGCCCUGCGCGGGUUCCGGGCGGGGCCGGAGGGCGCAUCGCUGAUGGGGGCCCCCUUCAACGCAAAGCCCAACAUCACCGUCGAGUACACACACUUCGUGUGAGCACGGCAGCCACGAGCCAACUGCCAAUAAAAAAAAAAAACGAGGGCAUUCCUCAAAGCGAUCCCAGCUGUCCGUACUUCCGGUAGACUUUUUCGACCAAUUCCAUACAGCAAUGAGAAGCUGUCGAACAAGGAACGUCAGUGGAGCCAAUGCUUUAGCAAGGGGACUUGUCCAACAUCAGGAAAACGCUGCCCUGACAACGACAAGUCCCUCUGUGGAAACACUGGCUGAAGCGACAUGCCCUGUUUCACAUACGACUUAUCAGUUCAUGCCUACAUCUUUGAAUAAACGUACGUCUUUUUCUGAACUCCUUACAAUGUGAC